AUGUAUCACGUAUUUAUUUUAUUAUUAUCAAUAGGUAAUGUGUAUAAUUUAACUUGUAAAGACGUGUUGGAUAUUUCUGAUCUAAAGAAGAUUAAGCUUUAUGAACUGCAGUCAUUAUCGCCGCAGGAUGUCAUAAAUUGUUUAUCGUAUUUGGGAAAAGAAAAAUUAACUGUGUCCGAAGCAAGUUUCAUAUGGAAUUCGAUAAUUGAAUUCUAUUCCGGAAUAUCAAACAUACCAGAGGAUACUCUAGUAACGCUCCAUUGGGUAACAAUUGCGAUAUCGCCUGAAGACUAUCAAAAUAUGACACUGGGCACUCUUGACGUGAUAACUAAUUUUGGUUUCAACUAUGGUUUGAGUAAUGAAAAACUCAGGGCGAUAGCUGACCGCGUCCGCUGUGACUUUGGAGAUAAGCAACCAGAAGAUUAUUCCUGCUAUGAUUUAGCAGCAUUGAGACAGAUUCUGUGUGCCUUUAACAAGAGUGAAAUAGAAAGGAUACACCCUAAAGCAUAUAAGGAAGUUGCAGUGAUCAUUGGAAAGCUCAAAAAUUGUAACUAUGAUGUAUUGCAAGGCUUCGCUACAUUAACUGUUGACAUUGACGCGUUUGGUUCCCCGGAUACUUGGACGAAUAGUACUAUACGUAGUUUAGGGGUUGUAGCUGAACAUUUGCCGGAAGAAAUUACAGUUAAACUCAAAAAGAAGCUAGGUAGUCAUAUCUUAGAAAAUAUAGGCAAUGUCGAC
Brenthis ino (lesser marbled fritillary) is the source of this 738-nucleotide messenger RNA. NCBI's taxonomy places the organism in Eukaryota, Metazoa, Arthropoda, Insecta, Lepidoptera, Nymphalidae. The record is from the annotation of a GenBank genome assembly.